UUUGAUUUUAAAUUAUAAAAACAAAACCAUUGACGGGUAAAGCAAACAGAAAGUAGACCAUGGCAGCCACUGACAAGGUAUUGGGAGCAGCCAAACAGUUUAUUUCCUUUGUUAACAAGUGUCCAUCACCAUUUCAUGUUGUUGAUGAGACGAAGAAACUUUUGGUAGCUGCUGGUUACAAGGAACUGAGAGAAACAGAGCCAUGGGCAAUACAACCUCUACAUAAGUAUUUCCUGACCAGAAAUCAAUCCACCAUAAUUGCCUUUGCUGUUGGAGGAAAUUUCAAACCAGGAAAUGGGUUUAGUAUUGUUGGGGCUCAUACAGAUAGUCCUUGUCUAAAGGUAAAACCUAAAUCUAAGACCAACAAAUCUGGUUAUGCUAUGGUCGGUGUGGAAUGUUAUGGAGGUGGUAUUUGGCAUACAUGGUUUGACAGAGACCUGACUGUUGGAGGUAGAGUUCUAGUUAAGAACAAUGGGAGUAUAGAGCAUCAUUUGGUUCAUAUACAGAAACCUAUACUUAGAGUACCACAUAUAGCUAUUCAUUUGAUGAGAGACCAUAAUGAAAAGUUUGGACCAAACAAAGAGUCACAAGUAUGUCCAGUACUGGCUACAACUGUACAGUUAGAGUUACAAGGUAACAAACAGGAAGAUGACAAGAAACCUGAAGGGCAGGAAAAACAGUGUGAUAAACACCAGCCUGCCUUAGUAAAGCUUAUAUGUGAUGAACUGAAAAUUUCCCCUGACCAGAUGAUGGACUUUGAACUUUGUGUAGCAGAUACUCAACCAGCUGCUAUAGGUGGUGCAUUGGAUGAAUUUAUAUUUGCUCCAAGACUUGACAAUCUUCUUAAUGCCUACACAGCAGUAGAGGCAUUGAUAGAAACUGAUGGUAGUUUAAAGUCAGAUCCUAACAUCAGACUGAUAUGUUUGUUUGAUAAUGAAGAGGUUGGAUCCCAGAGUGCCCAAGGUGCAGCAUCAACUUUACAGGAACUUGUAUUACGUCGUCUGAGCAGUGGUGGCAGUCAGACAGCUUUUGAAGAAGCCAUUCCUAAGUCCUAUAUGAUUAGUGCCGAUCAGGCUCAUGCUGUUCACCCUAAUUACUCAGACAAACACGAAACUAAUCACCAAGCAGCUCUUCACAAGGGAAUAGUAUUAAAAUUUAAUUCCAACCAGAGGUAUGCUACAACAGCUAUAACUACUACUAUACUUAGAGAGAUUGCAUUGAAAUCUGGCUGUCCAUUACAGGAUUUUGUUGUAAGAAAUGACUCACCAUGUGGAUCUACAAUUGGACCUAUCAUGUCAGCUAAACUAGGAAUACCAACAAUAGACAUUGGUGCCCCACAACUAAGUAUGCACUCUAUAAGAGAGAUGUGUUGUACUUCAAGUGUAUCUCAGGCUAUUUGUUUAUAUAAGGGAUUCUUUGAGAAAUAUCCAGAAGUCUUUUCUUCAUUGAAGUUUUAGAAGAUCAUCAAGUGGACAAUACUCAUGGAUUGAAAUCCUGAUAAUAUAGAGUAACCAGAUCGAAGGACAUAUGUUAUAGUGUGUUGAUAAUAAUUUAUUUUCAAAUUCAAAAUAAAAGUAUUAUAUCAUG
Messenger RNA from Mytilus trossulus (common blue mussel), 1587 nucleotides. RefSeq names its product aspartyl aminopeptidase-like. Gene Ontology annotation, molecular function: aminopeptidase activity; zinc ion binding. Gene Ontology annotation, biological process: proteolysis. The record is from RefSeq and is a predicted model, not a curated record. The coding region runs from base 60 to 1457 and encodes 465 amino acids. NCBI's taxonomy places the organism in Eukaryota, Metazoa, Mollusca, Bivalvia, Mytilida, Mytilidae. The transcript has 15 exons.